Messenger RNA from Schistosoma turkestanicum, 1698 nucleotides. Lineage: Eukaryota; Metazoa; Platyhelminthes; Trematoda; Strigeidida; Schistosomatidae. The record is from the annotation of a GenBank genome assembly.
UAAUUUCAGUAUAUAAACGAGAGAAAAUAUUGAAAAUGUACUGAGAAAUAACUUUAUUAUGUCCAAAAUUAAUUCUGAUAACAUUUUAUUUAGUAAUAACAAGGCUAUUAUUACUAUUAUCAUUACAAUCGUUGUGAAUCUCUUCUUUACAAAUGUAUGGUGUUCUUCAGUAAAUAAUGAUGGUGAUAUUAAAUUAGUCGAUGGUCCAAGUGAACAAACUGGAACGGUACUGGUUUAUAGAACCUAUGGCUGGGGCAAAGUAUGUGAUGAUCACUGGACAAUGAAAGAAGCAAAUGUUGUCUGUAGACAAUUAGGAAUGGGCCAUGCUCUUGAAGUACAUAGACGUAAUAGAUUUGGAUCAAGCUCCCAAGCAAACUAUUUAAUGGACGAAGUUCAUUGUAUUGGUAAUGAAAAACGUUUAACUGAUUGUAGAUUCAAUGGUUGGGGAGUACAUGAUUGUCGAUUAAAUGAGGAAGCUGGUGUAAAAUGUGCUCAAAAAGCUAUAAUAAUCAAUAAACCUGUUUGGAAUCCGCUUAAAUUGAAAUUCAGUCAACUGGAAUUAGAAAGAAUGUCUAAAGUAGAUUUCAAAGUAAUCAACCAACAAUCAAACUUGAGUCAACAUGUACGAAUACCUACAUUCAUUCCAGUAAUAAUUGAAACAGCUAACGGAACAAAAGGAACAGUAUGUUCGGAUCAUUUUCAUUCAGCUGAAGCUAUUGUAUUUUGUCAUCAAUUAAAUGUUGGUCAUGGAGGCAGAGUAAUUCCGAUGCCAGUCAAACAAACUGGAAUCAAUGCUACUAAUUCAAUUGCUAUAAUUGGAUAUUGUUAUGGAAAUGAAACUAAUUUAAAGCAUUGUAAAAGUUAUAUCGAUUACAAUGGUAUACCAUGUCAAUCCCAGUUAGCAGCAGCUGUUGAAUGUACUUAUGACCUACCAGAUUUGUUACCUGAUCGUUAUAGUUUAGAAACUUCUGCGUAUAUUCAAAAAAUGAGUCUUUGGUUAUUAGAAUGUGCUCUUGAAGAAAAUUGUUUACCGGAUAUAGUGUAUAGAAUUAUUGACAAUAAUCCAUAUAACUAUACAUGGAUGACCAGAACCCUGAUGAGGUUCUCAUCAAUUAUCGAAAACUCUGGAAAUGAAGUUUUUCGACCAUUAGACGAUCCAGAGAAUUGGGAAUGGCACGCAUGUCAUAUGCACUAUCAUAGCAUGAAAGUUUUUUCACGUUACGAAGUUGUGGAUACAGAAAAAAGAUUAGUAGCUGUUGGGCAUAAAUCAAGUUUUUGUUUGGAAGAUAAUUUGUGCAACUCUGGGAUAGCACCUAAGUUCCGUUGUAGUAAUGUAGUCGACAGUAAAGGAACACAAGGUAUAAGUCCAGGAUGUCGAGAUAUGUAUUUACACGACUAUGAUUGUCAAUGGGUUGAUAUAACUGACAUAGCACCAGGACAGUACACAUUCCAAGUUUCAUUUAAUCCUGACUUCUUGGUGCCAGAAUCCAAUUUUUUCAACAAUGCAUUAACUUGUCAAAUGACACAUCUGGGAUAUACAGCUGUUUUAAGACUAUGUCGAUUUAUUCAUUUAAAUGAUUUAUUUUAAAAUUCCCAGUCUCUUUCUUAAGUAACAAUUUUUGUUUGCUUGAUGUUAUAAAAUAAAUUGAAAUUAAUUGCAAAUUGUUCAUGAUUGAAAAUAAAAAAAAUUCUUCACUA